Molecule: messenger RNA, 2523 nt
Organism: Emiliania huxleyi CCMP1516
Lineage: Eukaryota; Haptophyta; Isochrysidales; Noelaerhabdaceae
Exons: 3
Coding region: 1-2523 (840 amino acids)
Biological process (GO): proteolysis
Molecular function (GO): metalloendopeptidase activity; zinc ion binding; feruloyl esterase activity
Source: RefSeq, a predicted model, not a curated record
AUGUGUCGUCUGAUGUGUCACUGUGUGCGUCACAUCGAUGUGGAUAACAAGCACGGUCGAUCCGUCAAAGAGAAAGAAACAUUAAAAAUCCCAGCUGAAGCUCAGCUCUUCGAUGCCCCUCCCGCCGACUUCCGGCCGCCCCGAGCCCUUUUUUGCACGGCCGGAAGCAUGUCGAGGUACUGCUUGUGCGUCCUCAUAACAGGCGCUGUCGCAGCGACUCUCGACCAGUGCGUCACCGACCGUGCGUCCGGCGUCACCACCUGCGAGCGGGCCGUUCACGAUGCGCCUGGGUGCACGGAGAUCUUCAUCUGUGCCGUCGCAGCGCCAAAGCGAUCAGUAUGCGAGAGCAGCAGCUGCGCGAGUGUGUGCGUUUGGAGGCAAGACAGCGGCUGGUGGAGCCGCUCGGGUCCCGUCAGCGAGCCGCCGUGCUCCGCUAAGUGCCCCAACGCUACAGCCGCGGCUAUUGCCGUCGCCGACAGCCGCGGCCAUGCCCACUCCCAUGAGGAAGGCGCAGCCGACGCCGCCGUCGCCGACAGCCAUGACCAUGCCCACUCCCAUGAGGACGGCGGCUCCAGGAGGCUCGGCAUCACCGAGCGCGCCAGGCAGUGGCCGGACCAGCUGGUCCGUUGGCACUUUGCGAAGCAGAGCGGGAGCCGCGGGUGGGCUCCCGGCUCGCUCUUCCGUGGUGUCGUCGAGGCGGCCAUCGCGAGGAUCGAGGAGAGCACGUGCAUAUGCUUCGUCGAGGUAGACCCGGACGAGACGGACGAGACACAGCCCACCUUUGUCGGCAGCAACGAGCCGCGGCUCGCAAUCUACGGCUCGGGGUCGCAGGGGUCAACGAACUCCUGCUCAGGGUCUGCGACCGUCGGAGCCUACACGUCUGCGACGAUGACGCUGAGCUCCGGCUGUCCAGCCUUCGAGGGUGUCGUCGUCCACGAGUUCUUGCACUCCCUCGGUUUUUUACACGAGCACUCUCGCCCCGACCGCGACGAGCACAUCGAGGUGCGGCUUCAGAACGCACAGGUCGGCGCUCGCGGCAACUUCGAACGACUGGAUGCGAACGACUGGUACAACAUCCAGGGCGACCCAGACAGCAGCUGGGACUGGUUCUCGAUCAUGCUGUACUCGAGCUCCACCUUUGCCAGAGAACGUGGCUUGCCCACGAUGGUCGUCCGGAACAACAACCAGGUGGUCUCGGACGGACGUGGCGGCUCAAAGGCUGCAAAUUCCGGUGACACAUUUGGGAGCACUCAAGUCCUCUCGCAAAAGGACAUUGGCCAGAUCAACACCAGGUACAGCUGCGGGCUGCAGACGACCUGCCCGGGCUACGUCGCACCCGCGGUGUGCACAACCGUGCUGGAGCGGAGCGCGUGUGCUGCUCUCGCGGAGAGGGAGCGCAACCCGUGCCGCUGGGACAGUGACCGUGGGCGGUGCGGCACGUGCGCAGACACGCCCGGUUGGCGCAUCGACGGUUGGAGCCUCGGCGGUGGCGGCGGUAUCGGCUGUGAGUCCCUCAAUCUCGGGAUCACACUUGGAGGCGCGCCGUUCGACUGCGGCUCCGACUUCAGGGGAGGCGGCAUCGCCGCAAGCCAGGCGUGCUGCGCGUGCGGGGGAGGAUGCGGAUCCUCUGCGUCUCUCGGAACCGGCUCAUACAACGUUGAUGUGGACGGAACAUCGCGAGCCUAUCGCCUCGACCUUCCCACCGACUACGACCCGGAUCGUCCGUACAAGCUAAUUCUGGUGUGGCAUGGGCUCGGAGGGACAGCUGACGAGACCGCCGACGGCUACUUUGGCUCCUGGAAGUAUCAAGGGCUCUGGGAUCAGAGCGACGGCAGCGCCAUCUUCGUCGCCGGCCAGGGACUGUCAGCAAAUGGGUUCGGCGCCACUGGCUGGCCAGAUAACAACGGACGAGACAUCGCCUUCGUGCGUGUCCUGCUCGCAAAGCUCAAGGGCGACUACUGCAUCGACGAGGCGCGCAUUUUCUCCACGGGCAUCAGCUUCGGCGGCAUCAUGUCCAACACGAUAGGCUGCCAGCUGGGUGACCAGGUACGCGCCAUCGCUCCCAUCAUGGGCGCUGGCCCUUUUGGCGAUGCCGGCUGCACGGGGCAGGUCGCGGUGUGGCUCACGCACGGGAGCGCAGACUGGACGCCAGGAGUCAACUGGGAGGCGGGCAAGGGCUCUCGCGACUAUUGGCAGGUAGCUAACAGCUGCGCGGAUACCAGCGUGGCCAUCGGUCCGGACGCGUGCGUGGAGUAUGAUGACUGCGACGCACUGUUCCCUGUGGUGUGGUGCCCGACGUCAAAUGGGCACCUACCGCCGUCCUUUGCCGCCGCCGCGAUCUGGGCUUUCUUCGACACGCCCGCGGGACGGUGGUUGCGGCGAUUGGAGUGGCUAUUGGGCUGCUCCUCGUCGGAGUCUUCGUGGCAGCUGGCUGCAUGGCUCGCAGUCGCGGCCGUGCGGGCAAGGGUCGAGCCCAUCCCAUUCGCGGGCGUAGCAUCUACAACUCCGAGCCUCGAGGACUGA